UCCAGCGUCCGUGUUUCUAUCGCGUCGCUCGCGUCACUGCGGAAAAUCAGUAAGGAGGAGUGUGGAAGCCAUUUUCGUGUUGGAAAAGUAUUCGAAAAACCCAAAAAAGCAGACACCAUGCCCGAGGCUCUCAAAGUGGAAGAUUUAAAAACCGCACCUUUUGAUCCCCGUUUUCCAAACACCAACCAGACUCGGUAUUGCUACCAGAGCUACUUGGACUACUAUCGUUGCCAGAAAAUCAGAGGAACCGACUACAAACCUUGCGACUACUUCAAGAAGGUGUUCCACUCGAUUUGCCCCAACGCAUGGAUCGAGAAGUGGGACUCCCAAAGGGAGGAGGGCACCUUCGCUGGCAACAUCUAAACAUUUCGUGGACGUAGAUAUAAUGUAGCUUACAUUCUUUUAUUAUUCAGUGUUAUGCAGUGUAAAUAAAUAUCACUUACGUUAAUAAAGUAACAAUUUAAA
This is a messenger RNA of Zophobas morio, 465 nucleotides long. RefSeq names its product cytochrome c oxidase subunit 6B1 (gene COX6B). The coding region runs from base 118 to 363 and encodes 81 amino acids. Gene Ontology annotation, cellular component: respiratory chain complex IV; mitochondrion. Lineage: Eukaryota; Metazoa; Arthropoda; Insecta; Coleoptera; Tenebrionidae. The record is from RefSeq and is a predicted model, not a curated record. The transcript has 2 exons.